Messenger RNA from Durusdinium trenchii, 2058 nucleotides. Lineage: Eukaryota; Dinophyceae; Suessiales; Symbiodiniaceae. The record is from the annotation of a GenBank genome assembly.
GGAAUCGCCACCUUUGGUUCAAGCUUUGCGACAUGGCGGCUUCGUUUGCCCCCGCUGGUUCGUGCCAUGGCGGACUCGGAGGCGCUGGUCCGUUCGAUGCCGCCGUUGAAGCGGGCGCCCGGCGUACUGGGCACGGGCGCUGCCCCCCCACUACCCCACUUUGGCGCAGCGAGCGCGCUGCGCUCGGAGCUGCAAGCCUUGCGGACGGCCGAGGGCAGGUUGGAUGCCUUGCUGGAUGGAGAGCCUCGAGAGACUGUGGAGAGAGCGCCGGUCCUUCAUCUUCAAAGGCCAGCGGCCUGUGCUGUGCCACAGGUGGCAGCUGCGAAGGUCGCCUCACCUCCAGAAGCGACGAGACUUGCCCGAUCUGAUGCCGGCGCACGCGCCGGGCCACCUAUCUUUCCCCAUCGAGGGCCAGUGCCACAAGUUGCUCAUCAGGUCACAGCGGCUGCAGUUUCCACGCCAGGAGCCUUUGUUUUCGACUUGUCACUUGAUCGAUACUUUGCGGCCUGGUGCGCUGCGUGUGCUGAGAUGCGGGCAUACUGGCGCCAGCGUCGCAACGACAAUUCCAGAAAGUGGUUGGGAACUCGCUCAAGUGCCCUCGCACUCUGGAGCUUUUUCUGUUCCCUAAGAUGUCAUGUGGAUCAGCCAUUGCAACGGCCAAGCCGUGGCAUUCGCGUCCGCGAAAAGCAGACCCAUUUCUCAGGCACCUUUUUCUCCUGCAGUGACCGCGGCAUUUGUAAGAUUCUCCUUGAUGGAGAUCGGGAGGUUUGCUUCCGAGCCGCCGAGGCCCUUUGGGAGAUCGUCGCUUUACCUCAUCCCUUCCUCGCCGGCCUGGCUUUUCUUGCUUGGACUCUGUCUCAUGCGCAGGACGAAGAUUUGAAGAUCGAUGGGCUGCGCACUGCCUUGAUGUUCAACCAGGUCAUGGGGAAGUCGUCAGGUAAACUCACGAUGCUGGCGGUGAUGCAAGAAGAGGCAGCCAAAGGCCUGAAGUUCUGUUUCGGUGCUUGGAAAAAGGCGAUGAAGAGCAAAUCUCUGAAGAAGUUCACGUUAAAUCGACAAAGGGAGCUUUUCCGAGCGUGGCUGGAGAUCCUUCUCAUGGAGAAGCAUGACAGGGCGAUUGAGACCCUAGACUCCACGCGGUCCCGGUUAAGCAAAGCUGGGCAGCUGCGAGUGAAGAGGAAUGAGCAAUGCCUGCGAAUCAAAGUGAAGCUGGAGAAGAUGCACUUCCUCCGGUUGGGCUUCUUCAAUCGUUUGAUCCUGCAGUCCUGGCAGAUGCUUUGCAUCUAUCGACGCGCGCAAGAAGAGGGCAAGAAAUCCGCACGCCAGAAGUUGGCACUUUCAUCCCUGCAACUCUCAGAGGUAAUGUCGAAGAAGACCACGGCCUCCAUCAUGCCUCACUUCCAGGCCUGGGUGGCACGAGCACGACAUGCUAAGAGGUUGACCAAGGCCGCGGAGGGAACCAUCGCGACCAUGUUAGGAGGCUCGCUCUCCGUGGUGUUUCGGGCUUGGAAGAUGAUGAAGAUGAGCGACUAUCAGAAGGUAGCUGCACAGCUACAGAGUCGCGAGCGGGAAUUCAAUGAGCUGUCAGAGAUCUCCCGCUCCUUUUUUGCUUUCUCUCAGGAGACGGCGGAACGGCUCAAACACAUGGAGGCCGCGUUGCAGGCGGCUGACCGAGCGCUGCAAAUUGGAGCCGCGCGGGGGGACUCCCUGGAAGUGGAGAUCUCGGCACUGCAUGGCGCGCUCGGACGACAAGCGCAGGAUGCCGAAUCCAGGGGGUUGACGUUGAAAGAAGACCUGGAGCGGAAAGGUGCAGAAGACAUGCAGGCGCUUUUAGACCAAACCGCCAAAGUGAAGGCAGAGCUACAGGCCAGUAAAGAGAUGGAAGACCGGUUGCAAGGCCUUUGGCACAGCAUGUCUGAGUGCCACGAUCCUGCACAAGUCCUUGCAAUGUGGAAUCGUGAUGGCAUUCUGACCAGCGCACCAUCCGAGCAGCAAAAGAGCUUUGGUUCUGGUUUGUGCGGUCUUUUUUCGUGGGUGAAGGUGCAGGGAAGGAGAUAG